This is a messenger RNA of Vespa velutina, 7506 nucleotides long. RefSeq names its product UPF0489 protein C5orf22 homolog (gene MESR6). The transcript is spliced from 7 exons. Bases 281 to 1345 code for a protein of 354 amino acids. NCBI's taxonomy places the organism in Eukaryota, Metazoa, Arthropoda, Insecta, Hymenoptera, Vespidae. The record is from RefSeq and is a predicted model, not a curated record.
GAUGGGGGAAGAGGAAUGGAAAAAAAAGGCACCACCUUACGAAACUCGUCUCGUGAGAGAAUUCAGGGUAGGAACCCGUUGCGUGCCUCUUUUAUUCGCGAAAUAAUCGUUUGAGGCUCCCGCCUAGCACAACUUCAGUCGUUGACCACGUGCUUUCGCGUGAGGGAGUCUAUGUAAUCGUAUUCGUGAGUGUAUUGUGUCGUAUUAAUCGGAAAACGUCGUAUCGAGUUCUUUCUCACGCGCGAUUAAUUUUGGUGUUAGCUGAAAAUUAGUGAUUUCCAUGGCUUCCUUCAAUAUGCCUUUCAAACGUAAAUGCUUCAGAAAAACACCGAUCCACAUUGUUGAAAAUCACGAUGAGGUUUUACCAUUCAUUUAUCGAUGUUUGGGUUCAAAACAUCUUCCAUUUGAAGGAAAUACGUUUAUUCAUCUUGAUUCUCAUCCAGAUAUGCUUAUACCAAGGUGUAUGUCAGCUGAUGUUGUAUGGAAUAAGGAUGAAUUAUUUGGGGAUAUUAGUAUCGAAAAUUGGAUUAUGCCAGCAGUAUAUGCCGGUCACUUCAAAAGUUUGAUCUGGAUAAAACCACCGUGGGCAAAGCAGAUACCCGAUGGAAUAAUGACUUUUUUCAUCGGCAAGCAUAAGCAGAGCGGUACUAUAAGGCUCACGUGCUCCGAACCUUAUUUCAUGAGCGAGGGCCUAUAUGCACCUCUGGAGGAUCUCGAUAAUAUUCGCGAGGUCACUUUACACACGAUGACCAUUGGUCUUUUCAUCGAAGAUCCAGGGAAGAAAGAUGAUUUUUUGUCGAUCAGUACAGCUUUGCGACAAUACUUGCCAGAAAAGGACACACCGUAUAUUCUUGAUAUCGAUCUAGAUUUCUUCAGCACUAGGAAUCCCUUCAAAUAUAUCUACGAUGAAAUAUAUCUUUACGAUAAACUUGCUCCUAUCUACUCUUUUCAACGGCCCGAUACAACCGAUCCGGAGAUCCUGAAAGAAAUUACUGCCUUCAGAAUCGAACAGCUCGACGAGUUGGAAAAUAUCUUCGAUCAUCUCGAAGACCACCGUACUUUGAAGAACUACCAAGGAGAGAAGUCAGCACGAAAUCCAAAAAGAAGGACGCACCGCCAGUCGACACUUCUGGUUUUUCUUACGAUUUUCCUUCGGUUUUUUAAAUUAAGCGUUCCGUUCCCGUCCGAAGUAACCCAUAAUUCGUUUAUCAAGUUUCUGUACUCUCUGCUUCGCUCCGCCCCCAGAGAAAAUUCUAUUCAUUAUUCCAAUACAAAUAUAAUAUUUCGAUCGGUCCUCGUUAAUAACGUAUCAAACGAGACUUCUGUCAGGAACAACAAACAUUGAAGAAUUUUCGCCAAUAAAUUCUUUGUGCAAUUUUAUUUGUUUACGCAAUGACGUCUAUAAAUCGGUAAAAAAGAAAAAAAGAAAAAAAAAAAAACAAAUAUAAAUAAAUGAUAUAAUUUUUAAAAGGUACUUACUCAGAAAACGCAUCGUUUUUCGGUGUCUUCUUAAAUUCUUCGAAAUUCGUCAAAUUUUCUUCAUAAUACGUAGAAAUGAUCGAACACGAAAGGAUCGUUAGUUAAUACAUAAGAUGUACGAAGUAAAUGUAGAAACUAUGUGAUAGGACAAUCAAGGACUAACACGAAAGGAAGGUCAUGAUAACAAAAAGAGAAAGAGAGCGAGAAAGAAAGACAAAGAGAGAGAGGAGAGAGAGAGAGAGAGUAAUGAAGAGAAAGUGAAAAUGAAACGAGUGGGGGAGAGCAGAGAGUGGGAGGGCGAGUUAUUAAGAGCACGGAGAAGGUCGAGCAUGGUGGGGUGGUACCUAGUGACGUAAUUAAUUCAAAACGAAGACACGAUGCAGCGCCACGGAAGGGAAACAAUCAGCUGUUGACUCUCCUUGGAGGUAUUUGGCGCGCUCGCUCUUACGCUUGUAACGAGAAACACUGUCCUAUGUGAUUAUUUUUUUAUUUUUAUCAAAGAAAUUUUCAAAGAUAUUUUACGUGAAAUUUCUUAUAAAACUUCGGACGAUCUAAUUUCUUAAAAAAUAAAACGUGUAAAUAAUCGGCGAAGAUAAAAGUCGUGAAAAGCAAAAAUACAAACAAAUUGUUAUCUUUUGAUUUGUCACUAAUCAAAACACGCACGUAAAAGAGAAGAUAAUAAAGAGAAAGAAAGAGAGAGAAAGAGAGAGAGAGAGAGAGAGAGAGAGAAAAACAGAAAAAAAAAUAAAAAAAUAAAAGCUGUGACAUCUUUAUGGAAAUUAUUUUUGCUAAUUGCUUUUUUUUCACGACGUUUUGAAAGACAUCACAAAGAUAAUAAGAGUUAACGUUUCACGGAAGUUCAUUCUUUCGAAAACUUUGUCUUCCCGAAAAAAGAUUGGGGAAAAGAACGUUGGUGCCAGGACGAGGGCGUAGGAAGGACUGAGAGAGGAUCCAGAAACGAAUCCUGCCAUCUCGAAGGACCGUCCAACGGGAACUGUACCGUCGAACGUCGCGACGCCGGCGUCUGCGUCCCAUCUGCCUAUAUAUAUGUCUAUAUAUAUAUAUAUAUACAUAUAUAUAUAUAUAUAUAUAUGUAUAUGUACACAUAUUGUAUAUGUAGGUAUAUGUAUCUACGCGCUUACAUAUAUACAUAUAUACACAAGCUUGUUUAAUAUGUUAUCCUUGUAUGUGUGAAUAUCCUCCGCUAGAUUCAAUCCGUCUUCGGUUAGACAGUAUAUUUCGCCGAAUACUUUCAAUUCUUCCACGUCUCGUAGUUGGACUAUAUUUCACUCCUUUAUCAUACACGCGCGAGUCUGCCGGAAUUCAAAACGUACGUAUGUACAUUAUAUGAGUAAUAUGUAAUUCUUAACAAAGAAACACGUAGAAAAAUAUUUCGUUGAACGAUAAAACGUAAUGUGAUAAAAGAAAAAUAAAUUGAGAAGGUUCAAUACAUUCGUCGAAUAAAACUUUGGGAAUAAUUUUAUUUUGUAUUAUCACAUUUCAUUAUAAACGAAUGCAUGUAAAACUUUUAAAUGAAAGACGGAAUGGAUGAUUUGAUUGAAGAAAUUAUUAUUAUUAUUAUCUAAAGAUAAAUGAAAAGACAAUAGCAAAAAAAAAAAAAAAAGAAAAAAAAAAGAAGAAAAGAAAAAUGUCGACGGGAGGAAGUUUCGAAUUUGUACUUUUUCCGAGUUUCUCGUCAAUACUUUUUCUGAGAAUCGUGUCCUGCGCGCAGAAACUCACCCUUUCCUGACCCCGCGUAAAACGCGACGCCCUCGAGGCAACUCCUGCCUUGGCUGGCUGACACGCAGGCGUCAACAUGGCCGCGGCACGUCGACUCCAUCCGCCUAAACGAGUCUCUCCUUCGUUUAACUCCUAUCAGUAAUUAAUAAAACGCCACCAAGUGCUGCGUUGUUCGGGGAUGUCGCGUAAAAGUAAAAACUCGACGAGGGAAAAUUAUUUCUUGUGACGUGCUAAUCUAAUAUCUCGACUCGAGAGAAAAUCUUUAGUGUAUCCUUUAGAACAAUGCGUUUAACAUCGGCGCACCGUGAAGUGUUUCUUAAACGAAAGAAAUUUGUUAAUUAACAACGAACGAGUUCAUCAUUGACGAUUGCUUUUACGCGAAUAUUCAAAGUUUCUUUCUUCAAGAAAAAAAUAAAAAAAAAAAAUAAAAAAAAUAAAAAAAAAAUAAAAAAAAAAGCAAAAAAAUUUCUCUUCAUUAGCUUCGCGUACGCUAACGACAUUCUUUCGAAUUUCGUUUUAAGGCCGACAAAUUAACGUAAAUUCGAUCGAUAAAAUAAUAAUGUCGAUUAGAAACAUGCUUUUCGUCUUUUCAAUCGCGAUUCGAAACAAAUUAUUUCAAACAAUUUCAACUUGAUUAACAUAUAUACGUUUUAAGAGAAUUAUUACAAAUUAUUAAUAUAACAAAUUUCCAAAUACUUUACUUAUAUCUAUAAAUCCUUCGAAGAUACUCGAUGUUUCUCCCCUCGUCACAAAACAAAGUUACACUGUACGAUCGUGUACGUAUGUAUGUAAGUUUAGAAUAUUUCUUUCGUUCUAUUUGUCCUAUUAUCAUAAACAUUACACACAGGGAAGUGAUUUACAUUAAGAUUAAGACACGAUAAUUCACAGUUUACACUCUUUUAGAAAAGAGAGAGAGAGAGAGAGAGAGAGAGAGAGAGAAAGAGAGAGAAUGAAAGCACAAUAUAAAUAAAGGAUAGUACAAGGGUGUUCUUUCAGAACCUUCAGAUCUGUUUUCCAUUCUCUUUGCUCGUAUUAUACAACUCGUACUCUUACCUUUACAAUAGCGAAAGAGAAAGAGAAAGAGAGAGAGAGAGAGAGAGGAGAAAAAAAGCACAGAAAACGACACAUCUUGAACGGUAGUUCAUUAAAGUGGAGGGACAACUCGACUUAACCCCUCGUCGAUGAAACUGAGUCACAUCGUGCAGCCGGCUGGCCGUAUAUGCAAAUCACUCGCGUGGGGUAUUUCCCCUUCUCUCCCCCUUCCUUCUUCCCUUUCUCUUCGCUAACAUAGAGUGGAGAGAAAGAAAAAAAAAAAAAGAAGCUUCGAUGGUGGGGAUGAACGAGGAAGCUCAUUAGUUUUUUUUUUUCUAUCGCGAUAGGGAUAUUCCGUUCGUAAACGGCGGCCAUCGUAACUCCCUUCACAGUUACUACUACCACCACCACUAUUACCAACACUACCACUACCAUCACCGCCAUCAUUGACCACCAAACUGCUCUUGAAUUGUUUAUGUGAGAGUAUGCUUUAUGCUACGAUAGGCGGGUUCAUAUCGGUGACCUAGAAACACGACGGACUUUUAUACGAAUUAUAAAGCAUACCUUAGGUCAUGUUAUUUUUUUUGUCUUCUUCUUCUUCUUCUUCUUCUUCUUCUUCUUCUUCUUCUUUUUCUUUUCGUUUCUCUUUUUUUUUUCUUUCCUUUCUUUUUUUUUAUGAACGAUAAAGGAAAGAACAGCGAACUUUAUCGCUGCCAAUUUUUUCUCUAUAUUAUAUUAAAUAUAUAUUAUCAUAAAUAUAUAUUAUGAUAUUAUAUAUACAUAUAUCGUUCUUUUUUCAAAAUAAUAAAUUACGAGCAAUAAGUUAAUUCGAUAAUUUUGCUUUGCUCUGACUUUUCAUCGUUUCCUGAGUCAGUGAUUCGCAAUAACGUAUGCAAACGGUAACACGCGAGAGAAAUCGUUCGAUAAAUCAAAUCAGAGAGUCAUUGUACGUUCGCGGUCUCCUCAGGUACACCACAGGAUUGCCAAAAUUGCGUUGGAUCGAGAGAGAGAGAGAGAGAGAGAGAGAGAGAGAGAGAGAGAGAGAGAGAGAGGGAACGAGAGCAGAUGAAAAUGAUUGAGAGGAAGAAGGAGCGAGUCGUGAGAAUGAAAAGCGCGAGGAAGGAUAUUCAAAUUUAGAACCCUCGUUAGUCCUCGAACUUCUCAAUGUGCAAUAAUUUAUCAUCGGGCCCCGCUGAGGUGAGCGACCGUACAAUACCAGACUACCUGCAUGCAUAAUUUAUCCGGAUUUUCAAGAAAGAAAGAAAGAAAGAAAUAGAAAAGGGCCCAGGAAGGAAAGGGUUGCUUCCGCAGGAACGUAUCGGUUCUCUUCUUUUUCUCCCUUUUUUACCAUUCUAAUAGAUAAACGUAAUAAAACGUAAUAAAUAAAAAGAUUAUGUUUUCGUCAAUGUGCGAAUAUCAUCUUAUAUCAUAAGUUUGAACUUGCGGAAAAUUUUUUUUAAAACAGGUUACAUGAUACUAGAUGAAUCAUCAGCUUUUGCAGGAUUGUGCAAGUACAAGAUAUUCUUAAUAGAUAAAAUAAUUCAUAACAAUGGGUUUUAAUAAACGUUCAACGAUACAGCCCUGGACCCUUCGUACAGGAUCCUACAUGUCACUGUGAAUGUGUAUCUGUAAAACCAGGAAGGAGCCCUCAACCCUUUUCCUUGGAGGAGAGACCUCUUUUUAUGCGUGGAUCGAAAAAAAAAAGAAAAGAAACGAAAAGAAAAAGAGAGAGAGAGAGAGAGAGAGAGAGAAAAGACGAAAAGGAGACGUCCCUUCGUCUCGGAUGCUAGCAAUCCUGCCCUACCGAUUCCAUCCUGCUUUUUCACGAUGAAAAGGCCUCCAAUGGGGGUCGGUUCAAUGGUAUUCUAAUUAUAUGCAAAGACGUACAACUACGAUGUACCAUCGGUUUUUCUUAUGUAAGAACGAAGGAUAUGCUUACGUAACGUACGAUUCCUUUUCCGGUAGUAGAAAAAUAUCCUACUCUUGAGGCAUAAAAAAUUUUAAUUAAUCGCGAAAAGAAACUACUAUCAUCAUAACAGAAUUACUCAUUAUAUAUCCUCGAUUGGUUAAAUGUUUAUUUAUCUAUCGUAGCAAUAGUUACUUGUUUAUCGAUCCCCCCUAUCUAUUAGUAGACAUUCUCGAAAUUCAAUUUACGUAGUUUCUCUUUACCCGUUCUUGUAUAACUUUCUCUUUCAGUCGCGAUAAGAUAUAUGUUUGUAUGAGACGAGAGACUAUCGAUGAACGUAUGAGUUAUCGCCGGGGCCUAAAUUGCUUGCCAAGCGGUGAUGUAGAGCUCGAGGCCGAAGAUUUAUUUCUCGAGUGGAAUGGUAAGUUAAGAGAGCUCUAAGCCGCGGAGCGUCAAGCUCAAGGAACGAAGUCUCGCCUCGUUUCGUGGCAGAACGUAUCAGCGCGAGCAACGUACUCAAGACUCGAUUCUCUUUCGGUAGACUUCAUCGUACUCCCGCAUUAUUUCCUUCCUUCGACACCGCACAAGCCCAAUUUCACGGGAGUCUCCCUUCUGAUCGUAAGCCAACGAAAAGCUAUAUAUAUGUGUAUGUGUGUGUGUGUGUAUGUGUAUAUAUAGGACGAAAGAGUAACGCUAGAAAGAAUGUCUCGAUCGAUGAAUUAAAUCAAAAAAUUUCAAUGACGCUGCGAUGGAUGUUGAAAUAAAAUUAAGACCUUGUAUAUUUCUUAAUAAAGAUAUAUCGUUAAUGAAAGAUAAAAAUAAUAGUGAUAUAUAUUCUUCAUUACGAAUGGAAACAUUAUGGGAUACAAUUUUUAGCAAUAGCCUGUACUUUGAUGUCAUCCUUAAGGAAUCCAGGAAUGCCAGCAGGGAAUAUCGAUAUUCCAUGGCUGUAUCGGCCAAAAUUUCAAGCAUGGCCGAGCCGUUUGAUGACAAACGCACCCUCGUACGCGGAGGGUGGAAGCAGAAAUGCGUCCACCCCGCCUACUCGAGAGGGAUGAAUUCGACCAAUUGAUGGGUUCUGGAGCCGGGUCUGGAUCAAUCAACGAACGCGUCGUUCAAAGCCAGUGGCCAUUCCUACACCACUGACCUCAUUCGUUGCUUUUUUUCUUUUUCUUCUUUUUCUUUUUGAAAAGCAAAUUGGAUUUUUAAUCCCAUGCGUAUGCCGACACAGAACGAAACAUUCUCGGUACUCCGUCUAAAUUUCGUUUCGUAUCUUUCGAUAUGUUAUAACCUUUGAAACAUCCUACAAAAUAUUACAAACUUUAAUUUAAAUAAACAAAUAGUACAAA